GUGCUUGCGCGCGCGCGCGGCCGGCGGCAGUCGGCAAACCGCCCGGGCGGGCGCCACACGACCGGAGUCUGCGCAAGCGACAGGCGAUGCGACUUGUAGAUAUUUCAGUGAAAUAAUAACGUAUCCGCCAACGAACAGGAACACGCAAGCGCAAGAUUCUGUGAAUCCAAUACGAGUAAAGUAAACGAGUCUCGUGUGCAGGGGACGAAGACUGGCGGCGCACAACGAGAGAGCGAUAUAGGGGGUUCAGGAGACCCCUUCAACGAAACGAAUCGAGAUAGGCGCUGAACAAGUCCUCACUUGUCAGCCCCUCGACAUAUUAUAGUAAUCGCUCUGUCUGUCAGGCUAGAUCCUGCACCGCUCUUGAAAAAGUCGAAACCUCGAAAACACACCCCCUAUCAGUGGCCAAGAUAGGGGGUCCCUUAGAAAUAUAAAUAAAUAAUAUAUGCAUAUAAAAUAAUAAUAAAUCUGCAGUAAUAGAUCUCUAACGUGACGUCACAAUUAUAAAUUGUGAUAAUUUAUUAUUAUUAACUGUAUUAAGCUUUGUUGUUUGUGUAUUUCGCAUUUGUACAUUGCUUGUGUAUAAAAGAGAAAUUGUUGUUUUUUUAUUCGCCUAUUAAUUUUAUGUAGAUAAAGUUUUUAACCAAAAUAUUAUUUAUCGACAUUUUGUAACUAUAAUACUAGUCAUUGAUCUAGUGUAUUUAUAUAAUUAUUAAUAUACAUAAAUCAAAUAUUUAAAAACAUAACAUUAAAAAAAUAUUUACAAAAUAAAAAAAAAAACUUAAGUUUCUUAGAAAAAGAAGAAAUCUUACGUAGGGAUUGCCAAAGAGUAAAGAAAUCGUAAAAAACUGUAAAUAGUGGUGUUAUAAAAAUCGGCAAAAUGCAAACUCAAAUCGGCGUGGGCGAACUGCAGAGGAGCUACAGGGUGCAGAACUUCUCCACCCCCGGCGUCAUCAUGAGAGAGCGGAGCUUCAUACGGCCACAGUCACAUCACAACAUGCAUCAUAACCAGUUUCCAAACAAUGGGAAACGUCGGAGUAUGAUUCUGACUAACGCUAAAGGGAAACCGACGCUCGAAAUCUACAGACCCCCAGACGGCGUGGCGCCGGCGGGAGCGGGAGCGGGAGCGGGCGCGGGAGCGGCUAACGCCCCCACCACGCCGGGUUCUGUCAACAAACUGAAUGUGCACGCGAAGGAGUUCACCAUGGCUAAGCCCGCUGACCAGCACAAUAGGCCGGUGAUAGGCGUGGGGUACACGAGCGUGGGGUUGCAGCACUCGCGGUCGGCGGUGCUGCAUGCGCAGGUGCCGCCGCACUACCGCCCCGUGCUGCCGCCGCACGCGCUGCUCACCAGCGCCUCGAGCGGCAACGUGCCGCACGCGCAGGUUGGACCACGCGUGCACUUCAAAUUGCAGCCACAGCAGAUCAUAAAUGAAAAGAAGAAAUCCCCGCCUUCCUCGUUAACAAAUGGCAAUGGCAAGAGCGUCAGGCCUCAGUCCUUCACGCCAGGACUCAAACGAUCUAAGUCUCUCACAUCGGCAGAUACCCUUGCCAGUGGUAUGGCCGCUUUGGGUCUGGCCGCGGAUGCCGGUGACCUUGGCAAUUUUCCGCCUGAGAUACAAGAGUGCAUUGACAAGGCACUGGAAGGUGAGAAAAAUGAUCCGAACGCUGUGUGUGCUCGGACACUGAUGGACGCCGUGGGGCACCUGGUGUCCCGCGCCGUGGAGUCUCCCAGAUACGCGCUGCCGGCCGCGCGCCGCUGCAUCGCGGUGGUGGAGCGGGAGCAGAGCGAGACGUUCCUGGAGUCGCUGCUCAACACGUGCCAGCAGUGGUACCACGACCGCGACAAGCUCCUCGGUACGAUAGUGGGCGGCGGGCGGCCGCGUUUGAUGGCGUUCCUCUCGUUCCUGCUGGAGAUGUACUGCCAGCUGCGGCGGCGCGCCAUCCAGCGGCGCGGUAACAGCGCGCCCGGACACGUGCUGCUGGCGCUCAUCUGCAAGUGCUGCGAGGACUGCAUCCGCCAGCCGGUGCCUUCGCCCAGCGAUACGGAAAACCUGUUCUUCGUGCUGACGUACAUCGGGCGCGACCUGGAGACGCAGCUGCCCGGCGACCUGGAGCGCCUGCUGUCGGCCGUGCGCGACGCGUUCAUCAACACGGCGGCGGCGCCCUCCAUCCGGCGCACGCUGCUGCAGCUCAUCGAGCUGCACGCGUCGCGCUGGCAGCUGCCCGGCUGCGCGGUGCUGUACUAUUACCCCUCCACCAAGUAGUGCUUGCUUAAUACACGAACUGACUCCACAUUCUUGGAGUUGUAUCCUCAAUUUAUCGCAAAGUCAUUAUUGUGGGCGUAUUUCAAUACAUACAGAAAAUAACUCGUCAUCAACCCAUAUUCGGCUCACUGAUGAGCUCGUUCCUCUCAGAAUGAGAGGGGUAAGGCCAAUAGUCCACCACACUGGCCCAAUGCGGAUUGGCAGAUUUCACACACGCAGAGAAUUAAGAUAAUUCUCUGAUAUGCAGGUUUCCUUACGAUGUUUUCCUUCACCGUUUGAGACACGUGUUAUUUAAUUUCUUAAAAUGCACACAACUGAAAGGUUGGAGGUGCAUCUCCGGAAUCGGAGGCAGAGGUCAUAUCCACUGGGCUAUCACGGCUCUUACACGGCUCGGAAAGUAACUCACUCAUCAUUAAUGUAAUCAUUAAUGAUGAGUCAAUUAUUUUAGGGUUAUAUCCUAGAUUUCCUCUCAUUAGAUUAGGUAUUAUGUUUUAAAUUUUUCAAAUCAGCGCGAAAUUGGAUGACUGUACCACUUUUGUGAUUAUUGACGAUUCUCUAACUUUGGGGAUCACUAUAAAGAUGUAAAAUAUUUCUAGGAAUGAGAGACUGUUCGUGUAUAUACUGAUAAGGAAAUUUAUUUAAAAGAAAAGAAUAUAAUGAUCUAAUGCAUCUGCAUAUACUGUAAUUUAAUUAUUAUUUGUUAGUUACAAAGAUAAUUUUCAUCAGUUGUUUAUUUAUUCCUACAGACAUGGUUGUGUAGGAAGUAACUAUACUUAGUAUAGUGAUGUAAAAUUUAUAAGUUCCUACGUACACGCAUUGCAAUACAAAUAUUCAUGGCAGUUCUUAUCAUAAAUCGAACGUGCUCUAAGGUCAUCAAUGCUCUUAUUUAUACAGGGUGCUCGGGAGUAUUUCCCAUAGCUUCAAGGUAUUAACGAGACUACUUAUAGUGAACGAACUGCAUAACUUAUAUUUUAUUAACUACAAAAAAUAUAUAUGUUUUCAUACAAAGUAAUUCAAAUAAUACCGACUAUUUAUGUAAAACACUCCUUAGGUAACAAAGCGACAACGUUGCUUUUUAAAAUAUAAAUACGUCACUAUUAUAGGUAUGCUUAAAUACACAUUUUAAAAUCUAUUUACAAAAUCAAUAUUAUUUACUCUGAAAAAAUUAUUACAUUUUAGAACACAUGUUUCUUGAACAUUUUGAAUACAUUUUUGUUGAAGAAUAUAACCCUAGAGUUAUGGGAAAUACUCCCGAGCACCCUGUAUAUACAAAAGUUUAUGUGAAUACAAAUGUAUAUGUAUAUUAGCGGUUAAGAAGUAUAUAAAAGAGAACGACACCAAAUCUAGAAAAUCACUGAUGCUUUUCCCACAUAUUAUGAUAGGGACUGCCACGAGCUUUUGAGUUUCUUUUUAGUCACUUGCUAUCUUAUAUUUAUUGUGGGAUAGCCACGGAGCUAUUGUAUAGUCUGUAUCGUUUCAUUAUUUGAUGCAAUAGUUAGGUAGUAAGGAGGAGGGGGGUGUUUUAAUCGUUAUUACCACAGAUUAAUAGAUACUACCAUUGGCGUAUCUAGGAUUAUUUCCUAGGGUGGGCCUGGCCCCUGACAUCAAGUCUAUUUAUUAGUAUCCUAAUAGAAUUCCAUAUUGAUAGGCCAGAAUUCUAGGGUGGGCUCGGCCCACCCGGCCGCAUAUACGCAUAAGGAUACUACGUAUCUUACAUUACAGGUGGUCUUAAUGUAUUAAGUAUGAAGAGCUUAGUGUUUUCCAGUGGCGUAACAGAUGGGCUUUUUAGAACCUCUGUGUUUUUAAAAUUUAGGAGAAAAUGGUCAUAGGGAUGUCUCUUCCCUUGACCUUGAGGUAUCCUUGUGUUGACUUUUAAUAAUCCUAUAAAUUUUAUGUCACUGAUAGUACCUAUACAAAGGUUUCAAGCAUUUCUGUGUGUUGGUUUUGUACCGUUUUUUUCUGUUGUGUAUUAUUGUGAUCUUAUUAAUGUUAUAUUAUAUGUUAUGGUCAACCCACAUGGUGGCGCGUCUCAACGCAUUUCACUGUCAAUGAGUCGCAAAGCUGAAUUGGUCAGGGCACUUAAGUAGUUUAAGGAGCCUAAGGAUGUCUCAAUGUCUCAAUCGCAAUGUUGAUUGGCCCCCCACUAAGACUGACGACAUUAAAUCGCUGUCUUAUCGCUGGCGGCUUAGGACCUUUGUGUUUAGAAUUCUUUACAAAAGGCCUAUUAGGUGUUUCAGAUGUAGAUUUCCAUCUUAUUGUGAUAUGAUGAUGAUGACAUGUUUAUGCCAACGCAUAGCGAUAAUUGCUAAAGUACGACUUUGGUGAAAGUGAUGCGUUGCAGUGCGUACCCAUGUGCGUUGAAGUCAAAUAUUACGAUUUAUUAAGGUAAUAGUUGCUAUGGCAACUAUAGAUAGAAGUAAGCAUGGGAACUAUAGAUGUAGCUCCUAGCUUGUGAGCUGGGAGCUCAUAGCUGGCGAAGCGCACACUGCGGUUUUUUUUAAUAAUCUCAAGUUAUAUAAUCUCGUGUCAGCGAAAAAUCGGAGUGCGCGCGUGCUUCUUCGUGCCUUAAAUAGAGGGAGAAUAAAGUUUAAGUACACUAAAUUAGGUAGGUAUAUAACCUUUUAGGUACAGCGUCUAACAUGCCAGCUCGUACACUUGUUCUGUCUAUGGGACUGGAUUUCUGUGCUCUAUUUUUUACACCUGACACUUUAAAUCUGUCAUUAUCUAUGGAUAACGUCGCUAUUUGACAGAUACAAAUUUGACAGAUUUAAGUGACGUGACUGUCACGCUAAUUUAUCAGUUGGGCACAUUAGGUUACACCAUUGCAGCUUACACUUUGCAGACUAGCUGUAGUCAGAAUGUGUGUAGACUGUAGAUACAAGAAUAGAUUUAAUGUUUACCUAAUUUAAGGUUUAUUUUUAACAAUGAGCGAUAUUAUGCCUAAAAGUAUUAAAGAAAAUUACGUGUAAAAUAAUUAGUUGACAAAUUAACUGUGCACAUUACUCUGCGACUCUCGCGCAUAGUAUUUGGUGCACUGUAUUUGGUCCUUUGUCGUGUAGUUACUAACUCUAGAUAUUUUUUGCCAUUUUUAUAACACCAAUACUAAUUCUGUUGUAAAUAAAAUUAACUGACAGGACUGAAAUUCUGCCGCCUUUUCACAUACUCUGUUGAAAAGGAAGACACUAUGCUGAGUGUUGCCAGUUAAACAUUUAUGGACAACUGAUGUAGCACUUUACCUUACGUUCCCUAUUUAGUAGAUGUAUUUUUAUUUCUUCUAAUAAUCUUAAAUGUAAACGUGAUAUAAAAAGUAUGCUGAUAGUUUUAAUGCAUUUGUGCAUAUUUUUAUGCAGAAAAUGGUUGUCAACAUGUGACAUUAUUUUUUGCCAUACAACUAUGCACUAAAUACUCGUAAUAUAAUGGGCUACCAGCUCUUAAAGCUGUCAGCGAUUCUUUGAUGUGUCACCUAUAAUACCUUUGCUUCUUUUUGGUAAUUAUGUUAGUGAAGUACGUUUACUGUAGAAAUAUAUUGCUUUGUUAAAAAAAGCUUAUGUUGUAGUCGGGCUAGUCCCUAGAUGUAUGCGAAAAACGCGCGUUUAUUAACACACUAUGUAAAUCGCAUCAUCUGGACUAGUUCUAAAAACUAUUAAGCGUUUUACACAUUUAGUACUAGGUGAAUACUUAAAGAAUUUAUUUAUAAAAUGAAAAAAAAAUACUCUAGGGCGCCAUCUCCACGAGUGAAAAUAUAUAUCUACUAAAGGCAACAGUAUCCAUGUGGCACCUAAUACUUUAUUUGCCUGUGACUAAACUAAAGACUGAAGUGAAGUCAGUCUCUUGUAAGCAUCGUAUAGAGAGCCCUAGUUAAUAAAACUGUCGCUGUAAAAUUACUCGUGUAUAUGGCGCCUUAGAAAUAAAGAAGUUUGACUGAAGUUUGCGGAAUUAUGUAUAAAUAUGCUUGUGAUAUUUUUUUAAGUUUUUCUAAAUCUUUCUGUCCUAACCAAAGACUGCAUCCGUUUGAAUAUUUUACUUUUCUUGCGCACACACUGGCUUAACGAAAGCCAUCAGAUGUAACGUUGAAAGUUUUCUAUUUAGAAAAAUAGUUGUUCUGUAUUUCUUUACAAAGAUCUAGAUAUACAGGUACUUGUGUAGUUUCACAGAAAAAAUACUGAUGCGUGAUGAAUUGAUGAAUACAUGCAAAAAAAUGGGAAGUUCCGUGCAAAUUGGCAACUGGCAACACUAACCAUAAAGUAGGUAUUAAGUAGGUACAGAGCUAAUCUGUCACAGAGUACAUUGUGCAAUAUGCAUACCUACAUAUUUACCUACUGAAAUCUGUAAACUCUAUUCGUUGAACUGGUGUGUAUGCAAAAUAAAAAACUUUGAUAUUGUUGAAGCUGGACCAAAUCGUCUUGAGCAUCGUUUUAAACACAUAUUGUAAGUGUUCAAUGAAAGUGACGUGCUUAGCGCAAUUUGACAUUUGAAUUGAAUUCGAAAAAUUUACGUGACGUCGCGUGUCACGUUUGUAUCUUAAAAACUUCAGCAGGGAUGUCUGUGCAAUUGCACAGUUUAACUGUUUAGGUUUUAGAACAUUUCCGUGUAUGUAAUUUGUCAAUGAUAAGUAAUUUAAUUUAAUUUUGGUGUUACUUAGAUUAUUAUUUCGUGUGAUCAAUGUAUCAAAAUAAAACUAAUUGUAAUUUUUAAGCUUUAGUUUUGUAUUAAACAAUAAUAAAAGACCAGUCUUCAAUAUUUUAUCAAAUUAAUGCAUUCAUAAUGAUAAUAAUAAAAAGUAGGUUGUAAUAAUGUUUGUAGGAAAAUGGAAAAUAAUAAAAAAAUGGUGCUAACAAGAAUUAAUAUAAAACAUUUGUUUUAAUGAUUUGUAAUAAAAAAAUAUAGUAAAUACAUAUAUUAUUAUAAUUAUUAUACCUACCUAAAUGAAACAGUAAUUGGCUACGGUCAAUGAAGUUAUAUUGUAAAACAGAGCCUGUAUAUCUCUACAUAUGCAAAAACCAAUAAAGUAUAAAAUAUAUAAUG
This is a messenger RNA of Bicyclus anynana (squinting bush brown), 7291 nucleotides long. RefSeq names its product CBP80/20-dependent translation initiation factor. Gene Ontology annotation, biological process: regulation of translational initiation. The coding region runs from base 881 to 2266 and encodes 461 amino acids. Gene Ontology annotation, cellular component: cytosol. Lineage: Eukaryota; Metazoa; Arthropoda; Insecta; Lepidoptera; Nymphalidae. The record is from RefSeq and is a predicted model, not a curated record. Gene Ontology annotation, molecular function: RNA binding; protein binding; translation activator activity. The transcript has 10 exons.